UUAUUAGAUUUCAGACGCAGUUGUCGUCUUCCAAAAGGUAGGCUUACUAUCUUAACCUGCAGCACCGUUCGGCCCUUCUUUAUAUUCUCUUCCAAUUUCAAAUCUCCCCAGACAAGCAAGCAAGGGCGCUCUUCCUCCAUGGCAGCCUCGCUCCCUCCUUCUGCAAUUCUUUUGCUCCUUUCUCUCUUCCACGCAUUCAACCUCUCAAGCUGUGAAUCAUACAUUGGCGUGAACUAUGGCGAAGUCGCCGACAAUCUCCCACCACCCUCAGCCACCGCCAAGCUUCUCCAAUCCACUUCCAUCGAAAAAGUCCGAUUGUACGGUACAGACCCCGCUAUCAUCAAAGCCCUCGCUCACACCGACAUAGGCAUCGUCAUCGGAGCGGCCAACAGCGACAUACCAUCUCUUGCUUCCGAACCCAGCGCCGCCAAAAGUUGGAUCGACUCCAACGUUACCCCUUUCUACCCCGCCAGCAAGAUCAUCCUCAUCACCGUCGGAAACGAAGUCUUGACCUUCGGCGACCAGAAUCUACAAAACCAAUUAUUGCCGGCGAUGCAGAAUCUCCAAGACGCGCUUAACUCCGCAUCUCUGGGUGGAAAAAUCAAAGUGUCCACCGUUCACGCCAUGGCGGUUCUGGGUCAGUCCGAACCUCCUUCUUCCGGAGCCUUCCAACCCGGUUUGACGAACAUGCUGAAGGGACUGUUGGAAUUUAACGACGCCAACGCUUCGCCUUUCGCCAUCAAUCCUUACCCUUACUUCGCGUACACCAGCGACCCCAGGCCCGAAACCUUAGCCUUUUGCCUCUUCCAACCCAACUCAGGCCGACUUGACUCGAACACGAAGAUCAAGUACAUGAACAUGUUCGAUGCUCAGGUGGAUGCUGUGCGUUCUGCGUUGAACUCUAUGGGGUUUAAGAACGUUGAGAUCGUGGUCGCUGAGACUGGUUGGCCGUACAAAGGUGACACUAAUGAGGUUGGUGCGAGUAUCGAGAACGCCAAGGCUUACAACGGUAACUUGAUCUCGCACUUGCGUUCUAUGGUUGGGACACCACUAAUGCCAGGAAAAUCACCAGAUACAUACCUUUUUGCGUUAUAUGAUGAGGACUUGAAGCCUGGGACUACUUCUGAGCGAUCAUUUGGGCUUUUCAGGCCCGACCUGACCAUGACCUAUGAUGCUGGCCUCUCUAGCCAGAAUUCGACAAAAUCUCAAGCUGCUCAAAGUCCAACUUCGACGCCAACAGCAACGCCGUCGCCGACGGCAGCGCCGACAACAAAGAAAGGUGGAGUGUGGUGUGUGCCAAAAGCAGGAUUAACAGCUGCACAGUUGCAAGGAAAUCUGAAUUACGCUUGUGGACAUGGGAUUGAUUGUGGCCCUAUACAACAAGGUGGGGCAUGUUUCCAACCAGACACGCUUGAAGCUCAUGCUGCUUAUGCCAUGAAUCUCUAUUAUCAGACCGCUGGUCGUGAUCCCAAGAACUGUGAUUUCGCAGAUACAGCCACUCUCACGUCCACUGCUCCAAGUUUUAAUAACUGCUUUCUCAAUUCUAGUAAUACUAAUGCUACUAAUAAUACCCGAGCGAAUAACAGUCAGAUAUCAAUGUCUGGAGUCGGACCUACAAGACACUUGAUUGACACUUGCAAAUGGUUGUUCUUCACUGGCUUGGUCUGCCUCUGACAUGUCAAAUCUAUGUCCAGUCUCCACAAGGGAGGACAUUUCUUGUGUUCAACUUGUUCUCUCACAUUGUGCUGGUAACGAAUAGUCUGGUUUAUCAGGAAAGUAUGCGAUGUAGGAAAGAGUGUUCCUUUGCACAUGUAGAGCAGAGAGUUAAGCUGCUGCGUGGAAGGAUAGUUUGAGUAUUCAACUAUUUUUUUGAGGUUAGAAAAUCUGUGAUCAACAUGUAAUAUGUAUAUAUCCCUCGUUCAGUAAUAUAUAUAUAUAUAU
Prosopis cineraria is the source of this 1941-nucleotide messenger RNA. Its product is annotated as glucan endo-1,3-beta-D-glucosidase-like. Gene Ontology annotation, biological process: carbohydrate metabolic process. The transcript is spliced from 3 exons. Gene Ontology annotation, molecular function: hydrolase activity, hydrolyzing O-glycosyl compounds. Gene Ontology annotation, cellular component: plasma membrane. The record is from RefSeq and is a predicted model, not a curated record. The coding region runs from base 139 to 1674 and encodes 511 amino acids. Lineage: Eukaryota; Viridiplantae; Streptophyta; Magnoliopsida; Fabales; Fabaceae.